This is a messenger RNA of Peromyscus maniculatus bairdii (prairie deer mouse), 2129 nucleotides long. The record is from RefSeq and is a predicted model, not a curated record. NCBI's taxonomy places the organism in Eukaryota, Metazoa, Chordata, Mammalia, Rodentia, Cricetidae.
AGUUGCAGGCGUGAGCGUGCGCAGUCCGGGGCAGCCGCCCGGAGGACCCGCGCUGGGGAAGACUGUAGGCCAGCCGCGGGACUGUCGGGCUGCGGCCUCUGUGAGAGCCCCGGUGGAGCCACGAGGGGACCCACACCAGCUGGGGGAAGCCUCCCCGCCCGGCAACGCGGUGGUAAAGCUCACGCGGCUGAGCCCCGGGGGUUUCGGGGCUGGGGCCGGGCACAUCCAGCAAAGCCUACGGUGUGCGGGCCUGUCUCCACAGGUUGUAUACGUGGAAGAGAGGCGGGUCACUCAGAUUUAGAGAAAGAGAGGAGGACAGACAGGGUGUCUUGCAGUGAGCAAGGCUGCCUGAUCUUCCUUUCUCGGUCCCCUGAGCUCAGGGAUUGCAAGUGUGUGCUAUUCUGGCCCGCCCGACUCCUCAGAUUUGGGAAAUCAUGAAUGGGUUUUAGUUGGGAGGAGUGGACUCGGGAUUGAGAAAUGCCCACACAUCCCCCCAACCCCCAAUUUACCCUAUGGAAGGGUAGGGGCCAGUCCAGGGUACAGGUGAACUCACUUGGGACUUCCUGCCUAUUAACAGCCAAGUCUUGAUUCGGUCUUCUUCCACUCUGGAGUCUCCUGGACCAGGAAAGUACAAAAGGAGAUUUCUAGAAGUGGGCACCAACAAGCAGUGACUAGAAGCAGUCUGGGAUAAACUUCAAACACCAGUCUGGCAUUACCGAACAAUGGGAGCUAAGAAACAGCGACUCCAGAUACCAAUCACUUAUGAGGACGUGGCAGUGGAUUUCACCCAGGAAGAAUGGGAAUGUCUGACUGAGAAGCAGAAGGCUGUUUACCAGAAUGUGCUGUCAGAAACCUUUAAGAACCUGACAUUUGUAGAUCAGAACACCAUGCAAAAUGGAAAAGGACGGAGGAGAUCAGGUUUCCAUCCCCCAAAGACAGCAGGACACAAGAGAAAAUCUCAAAAACCUAGCUCAAACCUGGAAGAUGAGGAGAGAGAUGAUGAAGAGAAGACCUCUCCUGUUUGCACAGGGAUAUUCAAAGGUGGACCUCUCUAUUUCUGUCUGACCUGUGGCAAAUGUUACAAAAAGUACACCAACGUCGUUGAUCACCAGUAUCCUUUGAAGGCCCAGCAGACUACUGGCCACAAAGCCCUCAGCUCCAAGCCCCAGAAUCAUAGAGGGAGGCCUUUCUCUUGUGAGCUCUGUGACAAGAAUUACCGUGAUGCCUCUGGACUGAGCCGUCACCGACGUACUCAUUUAGGUUAUAGGCCCAGUUCAUGUUCUGUGUGUGGAAAACGCUUCCGGGAUCAGUCUGAGGUCAAACGCCACAUGAAGGUGCACCAAAACAGGAAGCCAGUGGCUGGCAGCCAGGAGCGUAAGGUGAAGAAGGCUCCACGUACAUCACCUAGAUCCCAGGCUCCCAUCCUCAGGCACUCAAAAGUGAUCCAGGGACCAGUGGCCAGGACUAAGACAAGGAACAGCAGAGCCUCAUCCCUGGAUGUCAGAUCCAACCCUAUUCCAGUGAGAUGCUCUAGAAGAAAGAUCCGCUGCCCCUAUUGUUCAUUACGUUUAACCAGGAAGACCUAUUUCUUAACCCACCUCAAGUUCCACUUCAAAAAUCAGCCCAGCCAAUACUUAAGUUGCAGGGAGUCCUCCCAGUCGUCUGUGAUGGUAGACUCCCACCGGAACACCCACAGGAAGCAAAAUAUCUACUGUUGCCCCAUCUGUGAUAUCUGCUUUAGGGGAAAGGAAAGCCUGCUGGAUCACUUGUGCUGUAAGAAAUCAGGCAGACCCAUUAAGUGCUGGGCAAUCCUGGGUCAUUUGCUUGGCUUUCUUUAUGAACCCUUGUGUCUGGGAAAUACUUCAACAGUAGAGGAGUCCUCUGAGGAGGAGGAAUGAAAAAAUGAAAUAUGCAUGCAGUGAGAAUCCUGAAGCAUAAAUAAAAGACCUGUUUGGGGCUGGUGAGAUGGCUUAGUGGCCAAAGGAGCUUGCUACUCAGUCUGACCUCCUGAAUUUGAGCCCUGAGACCAUGGUGACAGAAGGAAAGAACCUAUUCCUGACCUCACACAUGUCCCACCCCUCACAUCUCUCCCCACCUCCACAAAAUAAAUAUAAUUUUUAAAACUAAAA